AGCAUGUAAAGAUGGCGGAGCUACAAAUGCUGCUGGAGGAAGAAAUUCCUGCGGGACGGAGAGCUUUACUGGACAGUUACACUAACCUGGAGAGAGUAGCGGAGUACUGCGAGAGCAACUAUGUCCAGUCGGCAGACAAGGAACGAGCGCUGGAGGAGACGAAGAGCUACACCACCCAGUCUCUGGCCAGCGUCGCCUACCUCAUCAACACGCUCGCCAACAACGUGCUGCAGAUGCUGGACAUCCAGGCCUCGCAGCUGCGCCGCAUGGAGAGCUCCGUCAACCACAUUUCACAGACCGUCGACAUCCACAAAGAGAAGGUAGCGAGGCGGGAGAUCGGCAUCCUGACCACCAAUAAGAACACAUCCCGCUCACAUAAAAUAGUUGCUCCGGGCAAUCCAGAGAGACCGGUGCGCUACAUCAGGAAGCCCAUCGACUACAGCGUCCUGGAUGACAUUGGACACGGAGUCAAGUGGUUAUUGAGGUUCAAGGUGAACGGCCAGCAGAACAUGAAACUCGGAGGUGGUCUGUCCCGGUCCAACCCCCCCACCCAGAAACCACCAAGCCCUCCGAGGGCGGGCAAGGGCAUCUUAGGGAAGAACUCCCCCUACAGGACACUGGAGCCAGUACGCCCCCCGGUGGUGCCCAACGAUUACGUCUCCAGCCCCACCAGGAACAAUAUGGCUGUCGGACAGCUUCCCAGUCCUGCCCGCACCGCCACCCUCAACCAUCGCCCCCGAACAUACAGUGGUAGCAGUGGUGGCAGCCAUCCCAGCAGCAGCAGUCGCAGCAGCAGCAGGGAGAACAGUGGCAGCGGCAGUGUGGGCAUUCCCAUUGCCGUGCCGACGCCGUCCCCACCCUCCACCUUCCCAGUUUCCCCGACUGCUGGACCAGCUAGCUCUUCCUCCACUGCUCCCAACUCCUCCCCCUCCCCCUCCCCGACUCCUUCCUCCUUCUCCUCCUCCUCCUCCACCACAACCUUAACACAACCCAACGCAGCCUUACCACCAAACUCACCCGCACAACACGCCGACUCACCUCCUCAGACAAACACGCGAUCAAACGCACCCGCCAACACCUAUAACCCCGCCCCCGGCACGUCCGACGUAGAGCUGUCUCCUCUCCUUCCUCCUGCCCCUCCUCCUCCACUCUCCUCCUCCUCCUCCUCCUCAUCACCUGCUGAAGGUCCUAUCGUCCCUCAGUUCUUCAGUAUGAACCGGCCUCAGCCCCGCCAGCAGGCUCCUCAGGUGGGGGGGUCGCUGCCGUACCGUCGCCCCCCGUCUGUGACUGGUCAGCCAAUAGAAACACAGAACCAGGUCAACGGGGGUCCUUACUACAACCAGAGCCCAGCAUCCCCCCCGCCCCCCUCCCUCCUCCAGUUCACUCCUCAGCUUCCUCUGAUGGGUUUCGUUGCUCGAGUUCAAGAGUCCAUCUCAGACGUCCCUCCUCCACCUCACCCAGCUGCAGAGAGCCAAUCAGCACCUGAGGAGCCCCUGCCAACUCCUCAGCCACUGGAGGAUGGACAUGAAGAGGAGGAGUCAGCAGUGGUGGAGUACAGCGACCCGUACGCUGAGGAGGACCCACCGUGGGCCCCCAGAACCUACAUGGAGAAAGUGGUGGCCAUCUACGACUACACGGCCGACAAGGAGGACGAGCUGUCGUUCCAGGAAGGAGCGAUCAUCUACGUGAUCAAGAAGAACGAGGACGGGUGGUACGAAGGCGUGAUGAACGCCACCACGGGCCUCUUCCCUGGAAACUAUGUGGAGUCCAUCAUGCACUACGCCGACUGAGGACCAACACUUCUGUGUUCACGUGUGUCUGUGGACGUGUGGCGUCUCACACCAGUUCAGUGUCUCCGAUCUGAGCCAGAAGGGAAAAGAUGACUCGGCUCUGUUCCUGUUUUUCCUUUUAGUUUCUCACACUAAUCGAUCACAAACAGAUCAAAGAAUCUGAGUUUCACUAAUAUUUUAUCGUGUUUAUUGGACAGAAUCAGAGCUGGAGUUUGUUAUCGUCUCUGUGUACCCAUAAGGCCUUGCACUGAGGGCUUCAGAUUAUGUUUUAAUGAGUUCUGUUGUUGGAGAAGUGAGCAGAGCUUCAGGCGUCUUCAUGUUGUGUGUUGGUGUGAUGGAUCCCAAUGUUCCCGUUCUUUCACAGAAGGUCAGAGAAAACGUUUUUAUAUCUUGUAGUUCUUGUGAUCACAAGAAUUUUUUUUCUAGUUGUGCACUCUCCUCCCUUCACCCCGACCCUCAGCAGAGGACGAUCACAGUCCGUCCCCUGAAGUGAGCACUUGAGAUUAUUUUUAGUGUUAACAGAAGAAAUAUGUGACGCUCUGAUCCCAGAGAUUAAAAAGACAGAAUCAAAUGAAGCUAUGCAAAAGACACUUUUACACUAAAAACCAAAUUCAGAGAUUUUCUUUCUUUCUUUGUUUCCUCUGAAGCACUUUUACACUACGACUCAUUGUGUCUGCAAAAACUGAUAAAUUAACAUUUAGCUAUAGCUCUUAUUGAGGCUCUUCUCAGUGUUUAAUCAAGAAAAAAUACGUUUUAAUUUUACAAAUACUGAAGUCUGCGUCACUGAUUAACACGUUUUGUUUCCUGUGACGGCUUCACAAUAAAAGCCAACCGCUUUUUUUGCCAGUAGAAUUUUUUUUUUAUGUGAAGCAGCAGCAGGAAACAUCAUGUUAGCAUCAGCAGCAGUUUAAUGCAGCUCUGUGUCAGCUGCAGGAGAGUGAACAGAAAACAGUGAAUCAAAUUUAGCACCAGAGACUUAUCUUUGUAAAUAAUUCCAGUCCUCCAAAUCCCUCGAAAACAGAAGUCCAGACUCGUAUUUAUCCAUCGUCUCAGAGCAGGAGUUUUUUGAUCCAAUUUUUAGGACAAGCACUGAAAGCAUUUUAUCUUUUUAAGUUUCCCUAAAAAAAACAAAAAACAGACCCUCUUAUUUUUUAAUACUGCAGCUGAUCUUCCUCUCUUUAUCUCAUCAUCCUCCUCGUUCUCCUCAUCCUCACCUGCUGUCGUGUUAAUUAUGUAAAAGAUCAGACAAUUAAACCAACAAACCACAUCAUCGAAUCAGUGUUCAAACCAGUUUCAGUCUCUCCUGAGUGUUUUCACUGCAUCAGGAGGAUUUAUUUUAUUUAGUUUAUAACCAACUCUUCGUCCCUUUGACCUUUGGCCUCAACAAAUACCCUCCUUACUUUCUCAAGAGCCUUAUCUUCAUCUUUUUAUCAUCAGUGCAAGUGUUAAAAGUAUGGAGCCCAACAUGAAAAAGGACAAAAGGAUCUUUGUCAGUUAUUAGAAAAACUUUCUUGAAAUAAUGACUGAGAGUGACACAGCUCGCUCCAAUAUGGCGGCACUGAACAGAGUGGUGUCGUCAGCAUACAGAACUAUGUUGGCAUUUUUACACACAGUGGCAACUCAUUAAAAAUGGAGUAUUACAAAGACCUUUAACGAUAAUGAAAAGCUGUCUUGAAAUAACAACUUAAUAUCUCGAAAAAUAGUAAUAAUAAUAUUUUUAGAUGCUGUACAUCAUUGAUUUUCUACCCUAAAUCGUUUUGAGAAGGUUUCUCAUCAUAGUGAGUUACAGCAUCUUUUAUUUUCAUCACAAGUCUUCAUAUUAUUUUUUUCUGUUACUGGGCUUCCAUAUAAAGAUACUGAGAACUCUGGGAAAAUAAUUAGAGAUGAAACAAAGGAGUAAGAAAGACACUAAAAUAUUUACACUAAUAAUCAAACUGCAACAGAAGACAGAAAUAUCAAACUCAGUGAAGAGGAGUGAAUGACGGACAGUUUUCAGUGACUUUUGUGCCAUAAAUAAUAAUCAUUGUCGUCUCUGAUGUGAAGUCUGUAGACUGAGCCUCUGUGUUUUAUUUUAAAGCUGAGCUGAGCUGUGGUGAAAAGCGUUUCACCACAUAGAAAGAAACUACUUUUAAUACAUCCUGUGAUCUGUGCAGAUGAAGACAGUUGUUGAAGGAUAGUUCGGGAUUUUUUUCGCCCAGCUUGGGUCUUAUUGUUUUAGUUUUUACUCUCACUUUAAAGAAUUUAACUGAAAAUGUGAUUUAAACCUGAAGUUUGGAAGAAAAGUCAAACCUGAGCAUCAAAAUGAGGUUCCCUGAAGAGUUUUUAAAGCUUUAAACUCAACACUGAAUCCCCAAUGCAAAGACAGAAAACUAAAUUCUGAUCUAAAUUAACAGGAUCAGAUCAGGACGAGGUCUUCCUCCAGUGAAGGUUUGAUCCUUUCGCACCAAACUCCAGCAGAAAACCGACAGAUUUAAGAUGAAUUCAGACAUGUGUGUUUCCCUCCCGGUGGUGUUGCAGCCUCGGCCUGUCGUCGUCGUGUUCUCAUGUGGUUCUCGUGUGGUGAAGUGGACCUGAACAAAGCGCCUGGUUGCCAGUGUUGAAGUUUACAGUGUGUUUGCCUGCAUGCCUGAUAUAAUAACUGACAUUUUUAUUCACGAUGUUUUCAUACUCUUUGUAUUUCUUCUUUUUUGAUUUAUGGUGUGUGUGUGUGUGUUUGAUCAGCUGGAGGUGGUGGUGUUUCUGUUCAGUGCUGUUUGGUUGUAAUAGCCCUUUAAAAAGACGUCCUGUGUGUUUGGACUCUCAGGUGGAGGUUGGAUGUUUCUGUGCCAUAUAAACAGAUGUGUGUGUGGGAGUGUGUGUGUACAGUGUGUGUGUGAAGCAGUAUGAACCAAACGUUCCCUCGUGGACUGAAGUGGACCUGAAACAGUGUUUUUUUUUUUUUCUUGUUGUACAGUUUGAUAUUAAAGAGGCACAAAAACCAGAGCGUGCCGACCCCUCAGAGGAAGAUUAAUCUUUUACUGCCACUAACAGAGUCGCUGUGUAGAGCUGCAAACUAACGAGGACUUUCACUGUCACUCUGUCAGUUAUUUUCUGGAUUAAUCGAUCAGUUGUUUGGUCCAUAGCAGGUAGAGACACACAUCUAGUGAUGCACUUGGACACAUCAUCAGUGACAGUACCAGGGGUCAUCGGUGGUUUUGGGUCUUUCAACGUCAGACCCCCUCACCCUGACGAGCCAACCAGGUGUGAUCAGUGUAGGAGAGAUGUCAGCGUCUCAUAAUCCGCCCAUGGUUGGCGCGCUCUGGUUUUUGUUCUGCCUGCAGUUUUCCUUUAACACAGAGUGAAUUAAGAAAUGAGACGAUCCAUGAAAUGUGACAGGCAACUUCUCUGAGGCUGAUUUUACCAGAAACUCAUCGGUGUCCCUGCAGACGUUUCACCUACGAUUUCAGACUCAGGUCUAAAUACACAAAUUCAUCUAAAAAAAAUCGACUAUGAGAUCAUUUAUCUUCUGUCUCUUAUCAGUGAAGAGCAACUCACAGUCAUAACUAAACAGGAAACACGAGAUCUUUGUGGGAAAACUUGUGUCUGAGGUCUUUGAACGUCACUGAGAAACAAGUUUUAUCAGAAAGAAUCAGAUCUUUAAUUUGCACCUUUUUAUUGAAGUGAAUUCAACAGUCAGAGAUUAAAUCUUUUACCUGGAUUAUAUUUGUACACUUAAACCUGAGAGUCGAUCGAUGAGCUGCAGUUUGAUCCUGCAGUGACUUGUUAAACCCUUCUGUCAGUCUGCAGUGUGUUUCUGGUAAAACCUGAUGUCUGGAGAAGUUCUCUGCUUUCCGAACCGAAGCUCGACUGAAAGCACAUCGCUCUUUUGUAAGAAAGAAAAAAGUGGAAUUACUAAAUAAAUGUUUUAACAGCUUGUCUGUGUUACUGUCUC
Messenger RNA from Epinephelus moara (kelp grouper), 5721 nucleotides. Its product is annotated as abl interactor 2-like. NCBI's taxonomy places the organism in Eukaryota, Metazoa, Chordata, Actinopteri, Perciformes, Serranidae. The transcript has 12 exons. Gene Ontology annotation, cellular component: lamellipodium. The record is from RefSeq and is a predicted model, not a curated record. Gene Ontology annotation, molecular function: SH3 domain binding. Bases 12 to 1790 code for a protein of 592 amino acids.